Staurois parvus is the source of this 453-nucleotide messenger RNA. Lineage: Eukaryota; Metazoa; Chordata; Amphibia; Anura; Ranidae. The record is from the annotation of a GenBank genome assembly.
AGGGGAUGACCAGAGACUGCGGACAUAGUACAGGAGAUGACCAGAGACUACAGACAUAGUACAGGAGAUGACCAGAGACUGCAGACAGUACAGGAGAUGACCAGAGGCUGCGGACACAGUACAGGAGAUGACCAGAGGCUGCGGACACAGUACAGGGAUGACCAGAGACUGCGGACAGUACAGGGAUGACCAGAGACUGCGGACACAGUACAGGAGAUGACCAGAGACUGCAGACAGUACAGGAGAUGACCAGAGACUGCGGACACAGUAUAGAUGACCAGAGACUGCGGACACAGUAUAGGAUGACCAGAGACUGCGGACACAGUACAGGAGAUGACCAGAGACUGUGGACACAGUACAGGAGAUGACCAGAGACUGCAGACAGUACAGGAGAUGACCAGAGACUGCGGACACAGUACAGGAGAUGACCAGAGACUGUGGACACAGUACAGG